This is a messenger RNA of Diabrotica balteata, 2597 nucleotides long. The record is from the annotation of a GenBank genome assembly. Lineage: Eukaryota; Metazoa; Arthropoda; Insecta; Coleoptera; Chrysomelidae.
GUAAACCCUAAAAAGUCAAAAUAGACAAUUAAUAAUUUACAUUUAAAAUAACUAACAAAUAUGAUUACCGAUUUCGAAAUAGAAGAAGCUGAGGAGCAACCUGGUGAUGCUAGAACUCUUCCCCAGUAUGAAACCGAAUUUACCAAUGCUAAAAUAUUCUUGCAAAAAGCAAGUACAGACACGGGGGAAAAUUUGUAUGACCAUUUAUCAGAAACGCUAAACAAAAUAUUAGCGGAGAGACCCCAAAACGUAAUUGACUUCUUUGAAGAUUUCAGCAGAAAGAUUAAAGAGAGAAGAUUUAGACCACAUACGGAUCAUCUCGAAGAUAUUUAUGUACCUCCAAAUAGUUUGGCACUGGCUCAAAAAAUGAUGCCAUUGCUUAAGCCUUUGCCAGCAUCUGAACCUUCGACGAUGGAUCCAGCUGAUUUAGAAUUAGCUGAUAUGUCUCAGAACAAUAUGCUAGAAUCGCUAUACUAUUUUGAGCAAUGCGGCUUGGGUAUACCUCGUAAAGAAAUGUUUUUUGUCAUGUUGUCGAUUAAAAAACUUUCUAAUACCGAGCCAAUUUCUUUGAUUAGGUUUUGGGGUAAAAUAUUUGGUACACUCAGAGAUUAUUUGAUAUUAGAAUGUGAAUUAAAAGAUGAAGAGUAUAUUAAUAGAAAUGAGGUUUAUGCUCAAGAAGCGCAACAAGAAGUACAACCAGUAGUGGAUAUUGAUGAAGAAAACAUUUUAGAGGAAAAUAGGAUUAGGAAAGCUUUAGACGAAAUUGCAAAACAACAACAAAUAGGUGGUGAAGAAGGAGGCAAGUAUCCUCGGCCUUUGCCACCAAUGCCUAAAAUAAUUUAUGCUGAACCACCGGAACCUCCUUCAGAAUUAUCGGGGGUGGGACUUAAUAAAUUGGUAUAUUAUGUAUGCAACGGAAUAGGAGAACCUUGGGUUCAACUUCCAGAUGUCACUCCAAAACAAGUUCGAACGGCACGACAAAUUUAUAAAUCUUUUACUGGAAAUUUGGAGUCGCCAAUUUAUACGUAUCCACAAUUUCCUGGCAAUGAACGCGAAUAUUUACGGGCACAAAUUGCAAGAAUAUCGGCAGUUUCUGCUCCGAUUCUGACAACUGUCAAUUUGUCUCCAUUAGUUAUUGAAAACUUAACUCCAGUACCGCCUUCUUGCGGUGUGCCAAACGAAUUGGCAAACAUACCUUCUCCAACUCGUAUACAAGCUCAAGAUAUCUCUCAACCUGAAACUUUAAAUGCUCUAAAUAUACGACAGGUUAAUAAACUCUCUAUUCAAGCUCAAAAUAUAUUCACUUCCACUUUCUUACAUUUGAAUAAAAUUCCAACACAAAAAUCUAUCGACUUAUUAUCAAUUGCAACACCUUGUGAAGAAGGUGAUGUACAUGCCGAUUUUUUGAAAAUCAUCUCUCCUCCGAAUAAGUCCAUACCUCCUCCACUAAUACACGAAAAUCAAAUACUUCUCUCACAGCCUCGUACUAACACGGCUGUCAUCAAAGUUCUCUCAAGACAAACUGUUCUUACUCAUACCACCCUACAAUCUAAUUCAUUAGAUUCAGUCGAACCUGUCUUUUCUUCUGUUACCGUUGCCCUACCGUUCGUAAAGGGCCAAGUAACAACAGCCCCUGCAGUGCCCAACAAUAUUCUGUUACUGGAGGCUCAGUCUGUAUUGCCGUCUCCUGAUAUGGUGAACGUUAAUGUAACGUGCCCUACUCCGUUGUUUACUGUCUCUCAGGUUCAAACUUUUGCUAACCAAACCACGCACUCAGUGGCUUCUCAUACUUUAAAAACAACACACAUAUCUCCAUUGGGAUAUUAUACCUUCGGAGCAGGUGAAUUAGGUGAAGGAGCUGAUGAAGAAGAAGAAAUAGAAGAAGCAGCUGGUGAAGGGAAAACUACCUUUAGAAGAAUAACUUGGUGGAAUCCAAAUCCAAUGCCCGAAGUAGGUGACGAGGAACUCGAUGAAGAGUUAGGUGAAGAGGAGGAGGAAGGAGCGGAAGAAAAAAUGAAAUUGGAUCGAAUAGAACCAGAGACCGGACCACCUUUACUCAUUCCAAUUUCUGAGGACGCGUCUCUUGAAGCUGUACCGGCUUGGAGCGUUCGUUGUUCUUCUAACAUUAUGGAAGAUUUUGCUCUGGCUAUCGUGAGAUCAAAUAUUUGGCCUGGUGCUUAUUGUUUUUCAACACAAGGAAAGAUGUUCCAAAAUGUUUAUUUCGGUUUUGGACUAAAACAUAUGGAAAGCAAUUUUUCGCCUGUGCCUCUACCACCUGUUGAACAAGAGUAUCCAAUUGGACCUGAAAUAAUGGAGAUACUAGAUCCAACUGGAGCAGAGGAAGAACAAUGGCGAAUUGAUCACUUACCCAAGCCGAAGAUAGAGCUUCCCGUUGGGGUAGAAGGGGAGGAAGAAGAAGAGGAGGAGGAAGAAGAAGAGGAGGAAGAGGACGAAGACUAGAUAAUACUUAUUUAUAUAUUUAUUCCCUAAUACUUUUUAUUUUGUGAAUUCGCAAAAAUAUUGAUUCUAUUUAAUUGAAAACUUGUUUGCGAUGAAACAUGUUUUUAUUUACACUAAUAAAUAGUUUUAAUUUUUUU